Pseudomassariella vexata is the source of this 657-nucleotide messenger RNA. RefSeq names its product EthD domain-containing protein. The coding region runs from base 95 to 553 and encodes 152 amino acids. Lineage: Eukaryota; Fungi; Ascomycota; Sordariomycetes; Amphisphaeriales; Pseudomassariaceae. Gene Ontology annotation, molecular function: oxidoreductase activity. The record is from RefSeq and is a predicted model, not a curated record. The transcript has 3 exons.
CGCCUUUACGUUUUAUUACUUUCGCACUUUGCUAUGAAGUUUACACGUUUGCUCAACCUGAAUCUGCAUAGUCAGUGGGAUCCACUUAUCCAAAAUGAGAACCCUCAACGAGCCCGAGGUGCUUGACUCAUCUAGCUCAACAGAUGGCAAGUAUCUGUGUCUCACUAUUUGCGGCUAUCGCAAGCCUGGUAUGAGCGAGGAAGAAUACCGGCAUCACAUGGUUAACGUCUCAGCGCCCAUGACCAAGGGACUCAUGGUGAAGUAUGGAGUCAAGAGAUGGACCCAGGUUCACAACCAAACGGCCACGCGCGCCCUCAUGGCCCAGCUGUACGACCCGCAGAUGGCCAACGUGGCCGACUUCGACUGCUUCAGUCAGGUAGUUUUCAAGAACGUCGAGGACUACAAGCGCAUGAAGGAGGACCCGUGGUAUAAGGAGCACCUGAUGGGCGAUCAUGAGAAGUUUGCUGAUACCAAGAGAAGCACGAUGACGAUCGGGUGGAUUGAGGAGUUCAUUAGGGAGGGCGAGGUGGUUGACUGCUUUAAGGACAGUUGAUUGUGGUGGUUUGGGGAAUUUUGUUCCAAGCUUGGAAGGAAUGGCGAGGUCUUGUUCGACGUUUCACUUCAGAGACUAGGAACAAUGAACUAUUAGAAACUUUU